UCCAAAGCGACAAGUAACUAUGGGUCAAAACCAGAGUGGUGGCCACGGUCCAGGAGGAGGCAAGAAGGAUGACAAGGAUAAGAAAAAGAAAUAUGAGCCUCCAAUUCCCACCAGAGUUGGAAAGAAAAAGAAGAAGACCAAGGGACCAGAUGCUGCCAGUAAACUACCAUUGGUUACCCCUCACACUCAAUGUCGUCUGAAGCUGCUCAAGCAGGAGCGGAUCAAAGACUACCUAUUGAUGGAGGAGGAGUUCAUCAGGAACCAGGAGCAGAUGAAACCCCUGGAAGAGAAGCAGGAGGAGGAAAGGUCAAAGGUGGAUGACCUGAGAGGGACACCCAUGUCUGUGGGUACCCUGGAGGAAAUCAUAGAUGACAACCAUGCCAUUGUUUCCACCUCAGUGGGAUCAGAGCACUAUGUCAGCAUUUUGUCUUUUGUGGAUAAGGAUUUGCUGGAGCCAGGUUGUUCUGUCCUGCUCAACCACAAGGUUCAUGCUGUGAUUGGAGUGCUGAUGGACGACACUGAUCCUUUGGUAACAGUGAUGAAGGUAGAGAAGGCCCCACAAGAAACCUAUGCUGACAUUGGAGGACUGGACAAUCAGAUCCAGGAGAUCAAGGAGUCAGUGGAGCUGCCGCUUACACAUCCAGAAUAUUAUGAAGAGAUGGGUAUUAAGCCUCCCAAAGGUGUCAUCCUGUAUGGACCUCCUGGCACAGGAAAAACAUUGCUCGCCAAGGCUGUAGCCAAUCAGACAUCAGCCACCUUCCUGCGUGUGGUAGGUUCAGAGCUGAUCCAGAAAUACCUGGGAGACGGGCCCAAGCUGGUCAGAGAGCUCUUCCGGGUGGCAGAGGAACACGCUCCCUCCAUCGUCUUCAUUGAUGAGAUUGACGCCAUCGGCACUAAGAGGUAUGACUCUAAUUCUGGAGGUGAGAGGGAGAUUCAGAGGACCAUGCUGGAGCUGCUCAACCAGCUUGAUGGCUUCGACUCGCGGGGAGACGUGAAAGUCAUCAUGGCCACCAAUCGGAUAGAAACCCUGGAUCCAGCCCUCAUCAGACCUGGGAGAAUCGACCGGAAGAUCGAGUUUCCUCUGCCCGAUGAGAAGACCAAGAGGAGGAUCUUCCAGAUCCACACCAGCCGCAUGACCGUCGCAGAUGACGUCACCCUCGAUGACCUCAUCCUGGCUAAGGAUGACCUAUCAGGGGCAGACAUCAAGGCCAUCUGCACAGAAGCAGGUCUCAUGGCUCUGCGAGAGCGCCGCAUGAAGGUCACAAACGAAGACUUCAAGAAGUCCAAGGAAAAUGUCCUGUACAAGAAGCAAGAGGGCACACCAGAGGGGCUUUACCUCUAACCUUCAAACUUUUGUUUCUCUCACUCCCUCUCACCCCCCGCCCUUCCUCCGUGUGUCGCUGUGUGAAAGAGGGGAGGCAGUCGUGCGUCUUCCCAGAGAGAAUUUUGAUAUUUUGUGCAUGUCCUGUCUGGUUUAUCUCCCACUUUCCUGUUAUUAUUUGUUAAGACAUUAAAUAAAAUAACAAAAAAAGAGAAAAGAAUUAGCGGAUGAUGGUGUGUUUGUCAUCGCCUGUCUCCUUUUUAUUUAUUUAUAUAUAUACAUACACACGAUCAUUUUAGCUUGCAGCUCACUCUUAAAGCUUGUUUGUUCAGAGGCAGCAUCUGUUGACGCUUUGCUCUUUAUUAGAUUCCAGCUUAUUGACUUCAUCUCUGCGCUGUAAUAUCUGGAGAUAAUUAAUCACAUGAGUUAUUCAAUUAGUUGAGGCUCAGUGUUGUCGCCAUCAGUGUCGCAAGCAAAAUCAUUCAUAUAAAUUUGCAAAGUCAUGUUUGUUGUCAUAGGCCAAAGGUGAGGUGAAGUCCUGAGGGCAUUUCUCCCCCUCUUAAAAAUAGUCACAAAGUCCUGUUAUAUACCAUAUGACUUCCACACACACACACACAGAUAAGCAUAAUUAAAUCUCGAGGUUACACAAUAAGAUAAAAUGUCCUGACUGUAGUGUUUUACUCGGACAUUUCCCAUAAGAGUUGUGUAAUGUCUCUGCACUUAUGUUUCACUCUUAUCUGUAAUAAGGGAAAUGUUCCAACGCAAUAAAGAGAAGUAAAAAUG
Molecule: messenger RNA, 2104 nt
Organism: Solea senegalensis (Senegalese sole)
Lineage: Eukaryota; Metazoa; Chordata; Actinopteri; Pleuronectiformes; Soleidae
Product: 26S proteasome regulatory subunit 4
Exons: 11
Coding region: 20-1342 (440 amino acids)
Biological process (GO): proteasome-mediated ubiquitin-dependent protein catabolic process
Cellular component (GO): proteasome regulatory particle, base subcomplex
Molecular function (GO): ATP binding; ATP hydrolysis activity; proteasome-activating activity
Source: RefSeq, a predicted model, not a curated record